CCUGACCGGGCGGGAGGUCCUGACUCCCUUCCCAGGACCGGGUGUGGCGGCGGCCCCAGCUCAGGGCGGUGCCCACCCAAAGCAGUGUGACCUGCUGAAGCUGUCCCGGCGGCAGAAGCAGCUGUGCCGGAGGGAGCCCGGCCUGGCCGAGACCCUGCAGGACGCCCUGCGCCUCGGCCUGCUGGAGUGCCAGUUCCAGUUCCGGGGCAGGGGGCAGUCUCUGAGCUUCCUCCCCCUGCCCCAUCCUGUGCCCGGCACAGGUUUCAAAGAGACGGCCUUCCUGUAUGCUGUGUCCUCGGCCGCCCUCACCCACGCGCUGGCCCGGGCCUGCAGCGCCGGGCGCAUGGAGCGCUGCACGUGCGACGACUCUCUGGGCCUGGAGAGCCAGCAGGCCUGGCAGUGGGGUGUGUGUGGCGACAACCUCAAGUACAGCACCAAGUUCCUGAGCAACUUCCUGGGGCCCAAACGAGGAGGCAAGGACUUGCGGGCACGGGCAGAUGCCCACAACUCGCACGUGGGCAUCAAGGCUGUGAAGAGCGGCCUGAGGACCACAUGCAAAUGCCACGGUGUGUCGGGCUCCUGCGCCGUGCGCACCUGCUGGAAGCAACUGGCCUCCUUCCGUGACACGGGCCAGGGACUGAAGCUGCGCUAUGACUCAGCCGUCAAGGUGUCCAGUGGUUCCAACGAGGCCCUGGGCCGCCUGGAGCUGUGGGCCCCCGCCAGGCCGGGCAGCCCUGCCAAGGGCCUGGGGCCUGGGCCCGGGGACCUGGUCUACAUGGAGGACUCUCCCAGCUUCUGCCGGCCCAGCAAGUACUCACCGGGAACGGCGGGCAGGGUGUGCUCCCGUGAGGCCAGCUGCGGCAGCCUCUGCUGCGGGCGGGGCUACGACACCCAGAGCCGCCGGGUGGCCUCCUCCUGCCACUGCCAGGUGCAGUGGUGCUGCUACGUAGAGUGCCAGCAGUGCGUGCAGCAGGAGCUGGUGUACACCUGCAAGCACUAG
This is a messenger RNA of Carlito syrichta (Philippine tarsier), 1000 nucleotides long. RefSeq names its product Wnt family member 9B (gene WNT9B). NCBI's taxonomy places the organism in Eukaryota, Metazoa, Chordata, Mammalia, Primates, Tarsiidae. Gene Ontology annotation, molecular function: cytokine activity; frizzled binding. The annotation marks the transcript as partial. The transcript is spliced from 3 exons. The record is from RefSeq and is a predicted model, not a curated record. Gene Ontology annotation, cellular component: extracellular region. Gene Ontology annotation, biological process: multicellular organism development; canonical Wnt signaling pathway; cell fate commitment.